UAAAUCAGAAGUGAUUAGAGAUCCUUUGAUUCCACAUUCACAACCAUUGAAUUUCAUUUUUAUUCGUGUUGAAUGAUAAGGAUAUGAAAUCUGAGACAUCUCUCCCAAGAGCACUUAAUACUUUUAUUUUGAAUUCAUCGCUCUCAAAGCCACCGGAAUACAUAGCGUUUCUCCUCACGGAAAUCGGUUUUGUGGGUCAUUUUCUUCCGUGCAGACAGGGGCCACUGGGGCAGGUCUUCUGGAGGCUUUCUGUGCAGAUCCAGCUUGCUUGUUUAGUUGGAAGUAUUGUCGUCGUCUCUGUUUUAUUGAAGAACUAUUUUAAUAUUCGCAAGAUGUCGAACUGCGUUUCUUUUCAGGCUCAGUUGGCCUAUAUCCUGGAUGUAUUGGCUAAAUCAGCCUUAGCAGAAAUCACUAAACUCGUCGACGAUGGGUCUGCUGCCUUGCGUUUGGAGAUGUCCCGAAGCCAAAGAGAGAACGAAGCGCUAAAAACGAAGUUACUGCUGAUGGAGGGAGAGCUCAGGGCUGUGCGAGGAUACGGAGAGGGAACGCCGGAAAAUUCUCUAAACAUCUCUUUUGAAGUUCAAGUUUGCGACGAAUUCGGAGAAGCACAAAGACAGAAUGGAAAUCGUCUGACCCCCGAGAAAGUCAGUAUGGGGCGGCUUGAAAGCUGUGGAUCAGUUUCAAUGAAAACUGAAGACGCACGUUUACAACUGACACAUAUCAAACGCGAGCCUGAAGAUGAGGAGCUGGAUUGGUCUGAAUCUCUGCUGCUCAGUGAGGAUAGGCUGGAAGAGGAUCCGGAGGGCAGCCAAUCACAGGCAGAACAGGAGAAUACCUGUGGCAUGUUGCGGGCAGCUGAAGGACCCCUCUGUGAGGAGGAGGAGGAGGAGGAGGAGGAGCUGCGGGUAGAACUCAAACAGGACCCGGAGGGCUGGCCUCUCGCCCCCCCUCCCAACCUGAUGCAGGUGCACUGUGUCUGGAGCGAGGCCGGAGGCUUGGGCACACUUCCGGAGAAACACGGACCGCGUGGAGGAAAGGAAAAGCAAAGAGAUGUGCAGGGGAAUCUGGGCUGCUGUGAAGAGUUUCAGCGGGCUACUCCGGGAAAAAAGAUUCGUUUGUCCGGUAAAGAAAAAAUGGCACGUUAUAGAGCUCGGAUAAACAACGAUCCCAUCGCAAGGGCGGAGAAACUUGCCAAGAGAAGACUGUGGUACCAGAUGAGGAAGGCGAAGGGCUUCCUGGACCACGCGCCCAUCAGCGCGCUGACCCGUGAGGAGGUGGAGAAGCGGCGCUGUCAGUGGCGUGUGGCCCAGAGGAGACGCCGGGCGCGACGCCAGCGGGGCGCGGAGGCCACGGGCCUGACCCCGCCCGCCCUGGACACCGGCGGCUCGGCCGCCAACUCCGGACUGUACGCGUUUCUGCCUUUCUGAGCGCGGUACGCCCGGGGUGCUGACCGCCCCCUUCCGCCCGCGACGCACGCAGCCAAAACCAUCACAGACCAUUACGAUUAUAACGUAAUAAUUAUAAGUAGUUAUUUGCGGCUUACUGUUGAUUAGACUACGCAGGGGCGGAACAAUCCCCCGCCCCCCCCCUCCCUUCCCGGAAGCAAUGUGGGGUUAAGGGCCUUGCUCAGGGGCCCAACAGCUGUGUGGAUUUAAUGGUGGCUACACUGAACUGCCGACCUUCCGGGGCCCAGUCACGCCCUGUUGGCAGCGAGGCUCCGGACUGCUCCUCCUGCCUGUGCUCGCUGUGCGAAGACGCCCCCUGGUGGGCGAUGAGGGGAGGAGCUCGCCGAGCCGUUGGGAGGAACGGCAGGAACGGAAGAGUCCGUCGGCGUCAGACUUGACCAAUGGCGUGCGCCCAACAAGGAAGUGACAUCAGAGGAAGUGGGAGGACAUCUGAAAUUUGUUACCUCCGCCUGUAGCCUGUCCGAGAGUCAGAGACAGGCCUGCUCGGUCAGGGGGGCACGUUCGUCGUCAGAAAAAAAACAUGAACGCCUUUUCUGCCUGAAUAAAGACUGAUUACUGUGUUUUUCCUGCCUAAAAAUAGUGCUUAGGUGCCUGUGUGACAGGGUCUGCAUUCCAGUUUUGCCACUCAAGACUCAAAAUGGCCAGAUGAACCUUUUUACCGAAUGAAUCCACCUUGAUGUAUUAAAAUGCUUUUAAUGCGUUCACUCAACGAAUGCACCAUCCCUGUCGUCACUGGUGUUGCUUUUACCUUUUCUCACAACAUAAAAGGUUUUUUAUGAAUUUUAGCUUCAAUCUGCACAUAAAGGCUAAAAACGGUGUAGAUUUAUGAUAAUACAGUCCAGAGUGCAGGGUCAUUCGUGAUGAAAUUUCACGACAUUUCAAAGCGGGGAAAAUCCCUGGAAUAAAUCAAAUAUGAACGGCGUGUUAAAGUGAUUGUUACCGAAGGGCAAGUAUCUGUCCUUCCUAAAGUCCUUGCAAAUUCAUCAAUGCGUCAUUACUUUUCCAGUCUUCGCAGUCUGAAAGUCUGCCUGUGUUUGCUGCAUUUCGGCUUUGUGUGACAAAAAUGUAUCUUGUAAAUGCACUGCAAAGUAAAAUAAAUGUGUAUAUACAUACGUAUGCAGAGCUGAGAAGCUAAAUUAAAUUGUUCCUAGCGUCACAAA
Messenger RNA from Conger conger (European conger), 2626 nucleotides. RefSeq lists its product as uncharacterized. The transcript is spliced from 7 exons. Bases 84 to 1427 code for a protein of 447 amino acids. Lineage: Eukaryota; Metazoa; Chordata; Actinopteri; Anguilliformes; Congridae. The record is from RefSeq and is a predicted model, not a curated record.